Acaulospora morrowiae is the source of this 1313-nucleotide messenger RNA. The record is from the annotation of a GenBank genome assembly. NCBI's taxonomy places the organism in Eukaryota, Fungi, Glomeromycota, Glomeromycetes, Diversisporales, Acaulosporaceae.
AACUAACAAUCACCAAAGACACCGACAUGGAAGAAGUUCUCCAAAGCCAGGAAAUAACAGACAUGGAUGAAGGAUUAGAUAUAGAGCAACCCUACACAAAAAUAGAUAAAGGCAAAGGCAAAAACAUCAUUAAUCAAGAAUAUAGUUCCACAGACAAAGAUCAACAAAUUACAAGAAAAGAUAAUACUACCACAGAACAUACCAGACUCACAAAAAUUGCCAUAGAUCCUGAAAAAAUUCCAGGAGUCACCCCAACAAAUAAACUUCAAUAUAUUAAAAAGAAAGUGGCCAAAAUCUCCUUAUACAAAUACACAAAAUAUAAAAAUUACACAGGAAAAAAAAUAUUGAUGGCACUUUUCGGAAAACAUGAUGAAGCAGAACAGGCAUGUACAAUUCCGCUCAUAAAAGGAGGCAAUAUCUUCUUCAAAAAAGUCCAAGCUACAGAUAUAAAGAAAGCACUCUCAUGCACAAUUUGCAUCUGGGACAUUCCUACAGAUCUUACCAAAAAAAACAUAGCAACAGCACUGACUAAUUACAGACUGAUCAAUCAAAUCACAAUCCAACAGGCCAAUUCCUGUUUGUCGAGUACUGUUACAUUACACAACAUGGAUGACUAUCAAGAACUUAACCAAAAAUGGUCCAUCUCUUACAAAAACUAUCACAUAAGAAUUUUCCCAUACUUUGGAACAAGGGAAGCAAAAGAGAACAGGAACAAGUACACAGCCACGAUUGCAAACCUCCUUGAAAACAUCACAGCAAAAAAUCUAGAGCACAUUAUCAAACAGGUCAAUGCACAAACAUGCUAUAUUCCCAAAAAAGAUGACAAUAACUAUAAAAGACUAGCCAUAUUUGCAUUUCACAACCAAAAAGACAGAAAACAAGCAACCAAUCAAAACUUCCAGGUCAAAGGACAUGACAUUACAUGGAAAAUAUAUAACCCCAACAUAUCCAAAUCAACUCAAUCUACCUUUGUAUAUAUGAAAAAGCUCAACAAGAAGCUACACGGAACAGAAAUAAAAGAAAGACAUAAAGAAGUAAAACUUUUAGACAAUAGAAUCAGCUACUUAGAAACAGAUAUAGCCAACAGAUACUUUGAUGAGAUGGAACAAAUAGAAGAGGACCUACAAGCAACAACAAUGGAAAACAUGAACACUAACAACAACUCAGACCUUAUAGAAGCACAAGUCCAAAUUAACCAAAAAAUCAACAAGAUGGAUGAAACGAUAGAAAAACUCAUCAACACAUUUAUACUAUUAUCAAACACUCCUCCUGCAAACAGUACGCACAACAUUCCAACUACUUUCACCCAAUGA